AGAAGGCUGUAGGUAGUGGAGUGACGUCGCCGGAAACAUAUCACGCGUUCCUUCCGGUUGUGCGUGAGUACCGAGCGGAGCCGAGACCCAGCGGAGCCUGAAUCCCGAUAAGACAAGAUGGCCGGGCUGCCCCGCAGGAUCAUCAAGGAAACCCAGCGCUUGCUGGCAGAACCAGUCCCCGGGAUAAAAGCAGAGCCAGAUGAGAGCAACGCACGUUAUUUUCAUGUGGUCAUUGCAGGUCCACAGGAUUCCCCCUUUGAGGGUGGGACAUUUAAACUUGAACUAUUCCUUCCAGAAGAAUAUCCAAUGGCAGCUCCUAAAGUACGUUUCAUGACCAAAAUUUAUCACCCUAAUGUAGACAAGUUGGGAAGAAUAUGUUUAGAUAUUUUGAAAGAUAAAUGGUCCCCAGCUUUGCAGAUCCGUACAGUUCUGCUAUCAAUCCAGGCUUUGCUAAGCGCUCCCAAUCCAGAUGAUCCUUUAGCAAAUGAUGUAGCAGAGCAGUGGAAGACCAAUGAAGCCCAAGCCAUAGAAACAGCCAGAGCAUGGACUAGGCUAUAUGCCAUGAAUAAUAUUUAAAUUCGCUCUGAACAUCAAGUGUGCAUCACUUCUCCUAUUCUGCCAAGACCUCUUCUCUUUUUUCUUUUGUUUGCAUUUAAUGGACACAGUCUUAGAAACAUUACAGAAUAAAAGCCCAGACAUCUUCAGUCCUUUGGUGAUUAAAUGCACAUUAGCAAAUCUGUGUCUUGUCCUAAUUCACUGUUGUAACGCAUGAGCAGAGGCUAGAAAUAUCAUCUGGAUUGUUGUGAAAUUGUUUAAAAGCAGUAGCACAUCUCUGCUUUGAAUAACUUUUUCCAUCAUGAUUUAAGUAUAAGCACUGUGAAUGAAGGUAGUCAGGGUUAGCUGCAGGGUUUUUUGUUUUAAUUUUGUGUGCUCCUCCUCUUCCCUUUUUUUAUGGUGAUGCUAAAUGCAUUGGUUAAAGCAGCUAACCAGUUACACUUUAGGAUAUGCCCUCUAGCCAAGUCUAACUUAGAUGCUGUAGAUGGACAAGCUUGAUUGUUUGAACAAAAAUGGGAACAUUAAACAUCCAUCACCUUCACUAAUAAUAUUGUGAUUCUGCUGUCAAGUGUAGAAACCUCCUUUCAAGAAAAAGCUUGUGACCAUUUUGUAUGGCUUGUCUGGAAGAUCUUCUGUAAAUCUUAUGUUUUAGUAAAAUAUUUUUUGUUAUUCUACUUUGCUGUUGUACAGUUUAUUUUGCUGUGGUUUUCAUUUCUCUACUGUGACAAUUGUAUUUAAAAAAUUGAAACCAGAACAGAACAAUUUGUCAUCUCCAGUCUGACAGAUUAAAUAGUAAGAGGAAGAAUUUUCAAAUUCCCUUACUUUGGUUGCUGCUGAUUUGUAUUACUAGCUCAUGCCACAGUGUGUUCCUAAAUUGGCUGAGAUAGUACAAAAUUAUAUUAGUAGCUGAUUCUUUCAAAAUGAGCCUCUGAUAAGUAUAAUUUAUCACAGUCAAAGGUUUGACAAUGCAUUAACAUGUAUAUACAUAACAUCUUAUGUAACAUUAAAGCAGGAGGCUAACAGAGCAAAUGACAGCAGUAACUGGGUAAAUGUGUCACUUGUCUGUUUUGUGCUGAUUAUCAGGUAUUACACUAUGCUCUUUAAUUCUAACUCGUGUCUCAAAAAAAGCAUAUAAAACACCAGUGUACAAUACAGCUGUUACAGACCAGCUAAUCAGUCGAUUGACAUUUGCUAAGCUACUUUCAACUAGACCCAACUGAUCUUAUCUAUAAGCCUAAGUAAGCUAAAUAUCACAAGAAAGGUUUAUUCAUUUGGAGGAAGUAAUAGCUUCUUGCUUCCUUGCUAUUACAUUUAUAAUUUUUUUUGUCUCUCUUGGAAGCCCAUUUUAAUUUCUUCAGUUCAACUUUAUAUCCCUUUAAAUGCUUUCUUUCUUUGUUUUUUUUUUUCUCUUCUUUCCUCCACCCCCACCCUCCAGGAAUGUUUUCUGAUCUCUAAGCUUUCAGUGUGGCCAGUCUGAACUGUAUAAAUGACAGCCUACAGUGGGAAUGUAUGUCUUGCAAUUCACGGUGAUGGUUAUGUAGUCCGUUGGUAUUCUCUGCCUCCCACACUCCUAUUCUAGUAUCAUCUGGAGUUUCUAUAGAAUGUGGUGUAUUUAUUGUGCUCUUAUGUAAGAUGAAGAUUAUCUAUUAAAGUUACAUUUUCAACAUACAAAUGCUUUCAGUGACUGGUAACUGGUAUUGUCCCUCAAAGUGCACUGCAUAGUAACGUCAUAAAACUUGGUUCAGAAUAAUCUAGUUCAGCACAAGAUUAAGACACUUAAAAAGCUGGGUUUAAAGUUAGAUUUCCUUAUUGGGUGUAGUUUCUCACAUCUGUGGCUUGCAGCAGAUCUUGUGUCUUAUUCAGGUUAAGUAGGCCUCUUUACUGUAACUAACAAAUCAGGUUUUUUGUUUAUUGAUGAACAUUUGUGCAGUUUAGUUGGUGAAAUUCUCUUGCAUGUCAUUAUUUGGGGGACUAGUUAACUGAGCAUACAUCUACCCUUAAUUGUACAGUAACUGAUUUUUAACAUGGUAGAUGGCUCUUCUGAACUCUUCUAAAAUGAAUUUAGCUAAAGAUACACUUUAAAAAAACAACACCCUUUUAAUACUACUACUGUUCACAUUUACCAAUGGAUGCCUUUAUUAGCAUACUCUGAAUAUGUAAUUGAAUGGAAAAAGUACUCCUCCAGUCAAGCCAUGGUAAAGGAAUGGGGAGUGCAGUAAACUUCGUUGUGUGUGUAUAUAGAGGUGCCAAUGCAUCCCAGGUUUUUAAAGAUUCUUAAUGAGUCUGGAAUGUAGCUGAGAGAUCUACUGGUUGAGUGUUGAAUAGCUUCCCAACCUGCUUUUUCUCUGUGCAGUUAGACAAUGUAAAGCUGUGGGUAAAUAGCUUUGAUGUCUACAGAUUUAAGUUGUUUAGAAGGACAUGCCCUUAAAUGCUUAUUUUAAAAACAAUUGUAGAUUCUAAAAACUUCACAUGGCAUAACUUCAGUGAUAUCCACCAUGAUUGUAAGAAUCUGUAAGUGGACUUCAAGUCCACAAUAAAUUAAAGCAAAGUAGGAUUUAUGAAAAUAUAAUUUUAUAUUACAAUAGUCACUUAACAUCUGAAUCUCAUGCUUUUAAUGAAGCUUAAAAUGCAAUGUCAGAUAUUUUCUGUCUUGUAUCAAGUGAUGCUUGCAGAUAUUUGACUUCCUGACUCAUAUUUGAGAAUGUUUGAAGUUCUUAGCUCAUCUGUAUAGUUGCCUGAAUUAUCUGAAACCAGAUUAAUGGAAUUUAUUUUUCAAAUGGUGGUUGGAGAUGCCCCACUAUGUUUUGUUAUCUAAUGUUCAUUCCAUCACCUCUAGAAUUAAAAUUUGCCACAAGUACAAGUGUGGUUGCCUUACCAUAAUGAGUACUAGUUAGAAUUGUUAACCUUUGCAGAAGAAUUACAGUAAGUGUUUCCUUUUAUAGCUUUCCUUCAGUGCUAUUGGUGCUAAGAGCUAACUGGCCUGAAAGCCUAAACAAGAGUUGAAGCUAUAUUUUACAGAUGAUGAUUGUGUAGGUAGAAGGCAUACAUUGUAAACCAGACCCUACUUUUUUUUUUUUUUUUUUUUUUUUUUUUGCAAUAACUAACUUUAAUCUAGGUCAAGGAAAUACACUGGAAGGUCCUUUGUUCUUGCAUUUAACAUUCUGAAAUCUGAACUGUCAUUUUUAAACAUUUAGCCAUGAUUUUACAUGGAAAUGAGGUUGUGUAUAAAUCACUUAGAACUGAUAGAAUAAAUGUCUUGGAUAUUAGGUGACUUCUGUAGCCUAAAAACAGUGAAGUGUUGCUUCUAUAGCUUUCAAGAAAGCGUAUCUCCAACACAUUAUGGUUACUGUAAAACAUCUUAAUGGAAUAGUAAAAUCGAAAGUUGUGAAAUUUCCCUCAAUGUGUGUGUUCCUACUUGGAAUUAUUUUGAGGGUUACUUUAAAAUAAAAUGUGUUAAACAGAACCUGUCGUGACUGUAACGUAAUGGACACUUGAAAUAAAAGGAAGCGUGAUUAUUCAUUGCA
Molecule: messenger RNA, 4079 nt
Organism: Malaclemys terrapin pileata
Lineage: Eukaryota; Metazoa; Chordata; Testudines; Emydidae
Gene: UBE2N
Product: ubiquitin conjugating enzyme E2 N
Exons: 4
Coding region: 118-576 (152 amino acids)
Source: RefSeq, a predicted model, not a curated record